This is a messenger RNA of Daldinia loculata, 2340 nucleotides long. Its product is annotated as WD40 repeat-like protein. Gene Ontology annotation, cellular component: nuclear pre-replicative complex. The transcript has a single exon. The record is from RefSeq and is a predicted model, not a curated record. Lineage: Eukaryota; Fungi; Ascomycota; Sordariomycetes; Xylariales; Hypoxylaceae. Gene Ontology annotation, biological process: rRNA processing; DNA-templated DNA replication. The coding region runs from base 283 to 1602 and encodes 439 amino acids. Gene Ontology annotation, molecular function: protein binding.
GGGGAAAAGGGAAAAGAAAAAAAAUAGCUUCACUAACAUCAUCGAACAUCAAAUAUCAAACAGCAUCAAAACGUACAACAGCCAGUCAUUUACACAAUCUUCGGACAAGUAGAAUACCACAGGAUCGACAUACUUAAUCGGACCAAUCCUAAAAAUAUCCGAGGUAGCUACCUGCUACUUACACACUAGUAGAGGAUAUUGUGUUUAGUUCAACCAUUCCACAAUAAAUUACAAAUCUACCUACUUACAUAGAUCAUCACGAGUCCAGAUGAACAGGGACCAAUGUUGACAGAAAGUUACUUCGUGUCCGUGGCUGGACAGCCAUUAUCUAACAACACCACCAUCUCAAAAGAUGCCGGGAUUUAUGAGCAUACACUCCACCCCAGCCAUUCGACGACAAGUACCUUUAAGAAAAGCUCUGCCCCCCGUCAUUGUCUGGCUGUGAGCGAUACGCACGUAUUUACAGCCCAGGAGGAGAAAUCAACGGUACACGUCUACUCGAGGGCCAAAGGCAAUCAAGAGGCCUUGGUUACUUUCCCGGAGCGCAUCCGAAGCAUCGCGCUGCAAGACGAUGUGCUCUAUUUGGGCUCGCAAGAGGGCAGGCUUAUCAUAUGGGAGGUCUGCACCGGUAGACAAGUAACUACGUCUGCUUGCCAUGUUCAAGCAAUUACAUGUAUCGCUGUUACACCCUACCACCUUCUCACCGGGUCUGAGGACUCGAACAUCAAUGUCUGGUCUAUCCCCCGCUUGCUAGAACUAGACUCGACCAUCGAACACGAACCUCAAGAGACGCUAUCGAAUCACAGAGCCGCUAUCACGUCUCUUGCUAUCGGUUCAAGCGUAAAUCCGGAUACUAACAUCUGCGUCUCAGCAAGCAAGGACAAGUCUUGUGUCAUCUGGAAUUACCAGCACGGUGUAGCUCUGCGAACAUUGCUAUUCCCGAGCUCGCCACUUUGCGUAUCCCUCGAUCCGUGUGCACGAGCUAUCUAUGUUUCUUCCGAUGACGGCUCGCUGUAUGCAAUUGACUUAUUUGCCGAUAAAGCUCUGCUGGGUCCUCAGAGUAUAGAAGACAGCUCUACGGCCGUUCAAGUUUCCUCGGCCUUUGGCGCUACGCCUCAGGAGGCGGGAGCGGCAUCGUGCAUGGCCUUGAGCUACGAUGGUACGACUUUAAUAACAGGCCACCCGCAAGGCCAGAUUCUACGGUGGGACUUGAGCAGCCGUGCCGACUCCACAGAGCUAACAAACCUCAACGCUUCUGUCACAAACAUAGUCUUUGUCUCUCCACUUCCGACCUCGCGGCCUACCAAGCCAGUUGCUGUCGUGAAGCCGUUCCUGGGAAGCCGCAGUUAUAACUUUACCUCCCAGUUAGAUUCUGAUAUUUCAGAAGAUACGAAGUUCAGCAGGAUGCUUAAAUCUAGCGGACUCCCGCAUGACGUCUUGGAACAAGCCAUCCUCGCCUUCCAGACACCAGCCGAGGACACUGUUGGGGAUCAAGAGCUGAGGAAGGAAAAUGAAGAGUUAUGGGAGGUUAUUAACGAGCAACGUGCCCUCCAGAAAAAGACCUUACAGCGAUACAUCGAAGUUAAAUCUACUGGUUCUUAAAGGGCUAGUUCCAAUGUUCCUUUUCGAUUUCAUCAGCAAGACUGGGCUAUGCAUCUGUGAAUAUUACCCUAUGGACUGGAUAGCACGGCAACACCAGUAGAAAACUUGACUGCAUUGAAAGCUUACAUUCCAUAUACACAACUCGGAUUCAGGCAGAUGUCGGCCUCGGCCUGGGCUUUAUAUAUGGAUGAGAAGUUAGUCUACGCAAACAUUACCCUUAGACUCGUUUGAUCGAUACAGCGUCUGCUCGACUCGGUUAUCUAACACUUGGAAAAGUUUAAUAGUCAAAGAAAGGACGCGAAGAUAGAUAAUAUCCUCGCUGGCUCUUAAUCUAGUGUUUAUUAAGAAACUGUCUCGUUCCAAUAUACCAUGAAUUCCAAGCUAGCAUGUUACGAAGCUUACAGUACCUCAACUUAACUAUUACUUAUUAGAGCCGAGGGUCAUGCCGAGAGGUUAUGGGUUAAUAAUUGGGCCAACAGAGAGUAGUUCUUUACGCAAUUAAAGAGUCUUGACAACUCCAGUCUACGAGGAGAGUUAGUUUACCCAAGGGUGCCGUAUGGCGCACCAGCUUAUGUUAAUCUAGGUACCUAGGUAGGUAGUUGGACGAGUUAACGAUAGCCAAUGUCACUCUGAAUCACAUGAGUUGGGAUAGUGUCAUAAUACUUUAAGCCUCAAUACCACAGUAAUGUAUCAAGGUGAUUAUCUCCAGCAGCCAGGUUGGCGGUUAGCAUCAAGAUC